AUGUCCUCAGACCCUCUGUCCUCAGACCCUCUGUCCUCAGACCCUCCAUGUCCUCAGACCCUCUGUCCUCAGACCCUCCAUGUCCUCAGACCCUCUGUCCUCAGACCCUCCAUGUCCUCAGACCCUCUGUCCUCAGACCCUCUGUCCUCAGACCCUCUGUCCUCAGACCCUCCAUGUCCUCAGACCCUCCAUGUCCUCAGACCCUCUGUCCUCAGACCCUCCAUGUCCUCAGACCCUCCAUGUCCUCAGACCCUCCAUGUCCUCAGACCCUCCAUGUCCUCAGACCCUCUGUCCUCAGACCCUCCAUGUCCUCAGACCCUCCAUGUCCUCAGACCCUCCAUGUCCUCAGACCCUCUGUCCUCAGACCCUCCAUGUCCUCAGACCCUCAUGUCCUCAGACCCUCCAUGUCCUCAGACCCUCUGUCCUCAGACCCUCCUGUCCUCAGACCCUCCAUGUCCUCAGACCCUCCAUGUCCUCAGACCCUCCAUGUCCUCAGACCCUCCAUGUCCUCAGACCCUCCAUGUCCUCAGACCCUCCAUGUCCUCAGACCCUCCAUGUCCUCAGACCCUCCAUGUCCUCAGACCCUCCAUGUCCUCAGACCCCCACCUCCAUGUCCUCAGAGACCCUCCAUGUCCUCAGACCCUCCAUGUCCUCAGACCCUCCAUGUCCUCAGACCCUCCAUGUCCUCAGACCCUCCAUGUCCUCAGACCCUCCAUGUCCUCAGACCCUCCAUGUCCUCAGACCUCAGACCCUCCAUGUCCUCAGACCCUCUGUCCUCAGACCUCUGUCCUCAGACCCUCUGUCCUCAGACCCUCUGUCCUCAGACCCUCCUGUCCUCACCUCUGUACCCUCUGUCCUCAGACCUCCAUGUCCUCAGCCCCUCAUGUCCUCAGACCCUCUGUCCUCAGACCCUGUCCAGACCUCGUCCUCAGACCCUCCAUGUCCUCAGACCCUCCAUGUCCUCAGACCCUCCAUGUCCUCAGACCCUCGUCCUCAGACCCUCCUGUCCUCAGACCCUCCAUGUCCUCAGACCCUCCUGUCCUCAGACCCUCUGUCCUCAGACCCUCCAUGUCCUCAGACCCUCCAUGUCCUCAGACCCUCCAUGUCCUCAGACCCUCCAUGUCCUCAGACCCUCCAUGUCCUCAGACCCUCCAUGUCCUCAGACCCUCCAUGUCCUCAGACCCUCCAUGUCCCUCAGACCCUCCAUGUCCUCAGACCCUCUGUCCUCAGACCCUCCAUGUCCUCAGACCCUCUGUCCUCAGACCCUCCAUGUCCUCAGACCCUCUGUCCUCAGACCCUCCAUGUCCUCAGACCCUCCAUGUCCUCAGACCCUCCAUGUCCUCAGACCCUCCAUGUCCUCAGACCCUCCAUGUCCUCAGACCCUCUGUCCUCAGACCCCCAUGUCCUCAGACCCUCCAUGUCCUCAGACCCUCUGUCCUCAGACCCUCCAUGUCCUCAGACCCUCUGUCCUCAGACCCUCUGUCCUCAAACCCUCUGUCCUCAGACCCUCCAUGUCCUCAGACCCUCCAUGUCCUCAGACCCUCUGUCCUCAGACCCUCCAUGUCCUCAGACCCUCUGUCCUCAGACCCUCUGUCCUCAGACCCUCCAUGUCCUCAGACCCUCUGUCCUCAGACCCUCCAUGUCCUCAGACCCUCUGUCCUCAGACCCCCAUGUCCUCAGACCCUCUGUCCUCAGACCCUCCAUGUCCUCAGACCCUCCAUGUCCUCAGACCCUCUGUCCUCAGACCCUCCAUGUCCUCAGACCCUCUGUCCUCAGACCCUCUGUCCUCAGACCCUCCAUGUCCUCAGACCCUCUGUCCUCAGACCCUCCAUGUCCUCAGACCCUCUGUCCUCAGACCCUCCAUGUCCUCAGACCCCCAUGUCCUCAGACCCUCUGUCCUCAGACCCUCCAUGUCCUCAGACCCUCUGUCCUCAGACCCCCAUGUCCUCAGACCCUCUGUCCUCAGACCCUCCAUGUCCUCAGACCCUCCAUGUCCUCAGACCCUCUGUCCUCAGACCCUCCAUGUCCUCAGACCCUCUGUCCUCAGACCCUCUGUCCUCAGACCCUCCAUGUCCUCAGACCUCAUGCCUCAGACCCCCAUGUCCUCAGACCCUCUGUCCUCAGACCCUCCAUGUCCUCAGACCCUCCAUGUCCUCAGACCCUCCAUGUCCUCAGACCCCCAUGUCCUCAGACCCCCCAUGUCCUCAGACCCCCAUGUCCUCAGACCCUCCAUGUCCUCAGACCCUCCAUGUCCUCAGACCCUCCAUGUCCUCAGACCCUCUGUCCUCAGACCCCCCAUGUCCUCAGACCCCCCAUGUCCUCAGACCCUCCCUCAUGUCCUCAGACCUCUGUCCUCAGACCCCCUCCUGUCCUCAGACCCUCUGUCCUCAACCUCCAUGUCCUCAGACCCCCAUGUCCUCAGACCCUCUGUCCUCAGACCCUCCAUGUCCUCAGACCCUCUGUCCUCAGACCCCCAUGUCCUCAGACCCUCUGUCCUCAGACCCUCCAUGUCCUCAGACCCUCCAUGUCCUCAGACCCUCUGUCCUCAGACCCUCCAUGUCCUCAGACCCUCUGUCCUCAGACCCUCUGUCCUCAGACCCUCCAUGUCCUCAGACCCUCUGUCCUCAGACCCUCCAUGUCCUCAGACCCUCCAUGUCCUCAGACCCUCCAUGUCCUCAGACCCUCCAUGUCCUCAGACCCCCCAUGUCCUCAGACCCUCUGUCCUCAGACCCUCCAUGUCCUCAGACCCCCCAUGUCCUCAGACCCUCCAUGUCCUCAGACCCUCCAUGUCCUCAGACCCUCCAUGUCCUCAGACCCUCCAUGUCCUCAGACCCUCCAUGUCCUCACACCCCCAUGUCCUCAGACCCCCAUGUCCUCAGACCCUCCAUGUCCUCAGACCCUCCAUGUCCUCAGACCCUCCAUGUCCUCAGACCCUCUGUCCUCAGACCCCCCAUGUCCUCAGACCCCCCAUGUCCUCAGACCCUCUGUCCUCAGACCCUCUGUCCUCAGACCCCCCAUGUCCUCAGACCCUCCAUGUCCUAUUAUCAGAGAGGAAAACUCUACAAACCCAGUAGAAGAAAAUAA
Messenger RNA from Knipowitschia caucasica, 3084 nucleotides. The record is from the annotation of a GenBank genome assembly. NCBI's taxonomy places the organism in Eukaryota, Metazoa, Chordata, Actinopteri, Gobiiformes, Gobiidae.